This is a messenger RNA of Mytilus californianus (California mussel), 3022 nucleotides long. Its product is annotated as aspartate, glycine, lysine and serine-rich protein-like. The coding region runs from base 82 to 1662 and encodes 526 amino acids. The record is from RefSeq and is a predicted model, not a curated record. The transcript has 3 exons. Lineage: Eukaryota; Metazoa; Mollusca; Bivalvia; Mytilida; Mytilidae.
GGAAAGGUAUUUAAACAACAAAAAAAUGUAAUCAUCGUACAAUUGGUGAUAUUAACACAUAGGACUCCUCUUCCUUACACCAUGAGGAUGUUCAUCGUAUUACUCGGGUGUUUUUUGACUGCUGUAAACGGCCAACAACAACAAGCCGAACCUUUAUAUCCACAAUACCAAGGACCGGAGUUGGCAUUAGUGAAUGGGGGUAGUCCUAUGUUAGAGAUGCUCGGAGGUCAAGGAGGUGCAGGAGGCGGUGGCGGGGGAGGCAACGCAGGAAAUUUACCUCUCUAUGAACCAUAUCUACCAGUAGGAUCACAAGGAGGAGGACCAGGAGGUCCGAUACAGGAAAUAUAUCUCCCUGGAGGCGGACAAGGUGGUCAAGGUGGUCCACAAUUUGAAAUUAUAACCGGAUUAGGUCCAGGAGGAGGUCAUGGUGGCAAUCCAGGAGCUGGUCAAGGCGGUAAUCCAGGAUCAGGUCAAGGCGGCAAUCAAGGAGGCGGAGGCGGAGGCGGAAGCGGAGGCGGAGGCGGAGGACAAGGGAUGUCACCAUAUCCAGACCCAAUGAAUGGUCCAGGUGGCCAAGGAGGUAUGGGAGGAUCCUCUCCACUUGAUCCUGGCCAGUUCGGAAACCUCCCUGUUGACAUACAACAAUUAUUUGCAGGAGGUGGUGCUGGAAAUGGAGGUGGAGGAAAUUCUCCUAUUGACAUAUCUCAAUUGUUUCCUGGAAAUGGAGGACAAGGUAAACAGCAAGCUUACCUUAUCAUCCCCAUGGAUAAAAAUGCAGCACUAGGACAAGGUGCUGGGCAACAACCGACUGGACUCGAAGCUCUGUUAGAUCCACGUGGACAGUCUUCACCGGCUGGUCAAAGUCCAGGUCAAUCAGGAUGCCAAGGACAAGGUUGUGUCGAUCCGUUACUGGAUCCAUCAAUGGGACAGGGUCAACCCGGACAGGGUCAACCUCCAGGAGGUUGUCAAGGGCAACAUUGCGCUUCCGAUCCAUUAGCCGGGCCUUUAUCACUUGAUCCUUUGGCCGGAUCUUUAUCACCUGAUCCAAAUGGUCAAUUUGUUGAUAUAAUUGAUACAAUUCCGCUCCCAGCUGAUAAUGCUCCAUUGUCACAAGAUCCACCAAAUAAAAAAUCUUAUAGUAAAUCAUAUGAUAAAAAAACAUAUGGAAAAUCUUAUGAGAAACCAAAAUCGUAUGGAAAAUCUUACGAGAAACCAAAAACUUACGGAAAAUCAUACGAAAAACCAAAAACGUAUGCUAAUACUUAUGCCAAACCAAAAUUGUAUGGGAUGAAAUAUGAUAAACCACGAACGUAUGUAAAAUCGUACCAAAAACAAAACACUUAUGCAAAGACAUACGCUCGGCCGAGAAAAUCAUAUGGGAAACCAAGUUACGCAAAGAAAUCAUAUGGGCCAGUUAAGUACGGAAAGUCCUAUGGCAAACCAAUAACAUAUGGAUUGUCUUAUGGAGCACCUAAACCAUAUGGAAAACCACGUACUUACCGUGUAACAUAUGCUAAACCACGAAGCUAUUCUAAACAAUCAUAUGCUCAACCUAAAACAUAUGGAAAUACUUAUAACAAAAAACCUAGGUAUGGAAACAAAUACGGAUAUGCCAAACCAAAGUACGGAAAAAGUUACAAAAAACGAAAGGGUGGGUAUUAAAAUGACCAAGUGAAUACAGAUAAAUGCAGACAAUGUGCUUGGUUCCAAUUCAUGACAGUUUUUGUAUAAUCAUUUUUAUAUUGUACCUCACUUUUGUUAAUACAAUUUUGAAUGUUAUAUGUACUUUAUGUUUGAACGUGUGUAAAUGAUAGGUUAUAUCGAUUUUUACAACAAAAUAAAUGAAAUUCUUUUGAUCUCACCGAUAUAGUUUCCUAGCUAAAAAAAAAAACGACCUCCAAGGUAUAUUAAAAAAACGUGGAAAGUCCAUAAAAUCUUACAAAAUCAAAUGUUGGACUAUAUCAAACAACGGAACAAAUGGAAAACAAAUGUCAUAUUCUAUGACUUGGUACAAGCAAGGACACAACUGUUGCUCUUCGCAUUAUUGUUCGUGAACAAUAAAAUGUGCGAAGGACCUAUUUGAAAAAUAAUUCCCUAUAAUUUACAAAUAUCAAUGAAAAGCAAAUAUGAACAGAUGAAAAAUGAAAUUUUAAUUUUUGCUCUUUUGAAAUCGAGUCCGAAGAAGAACAAAAUAUACUUGGCAUAGAUUCAAAUGUUAUAUUUACACACGAAUAAGGAAAAUUGUUAGACUAAUGUCAAUAAUACAUCAACCGAAAACACAAUACAGGCAGAGUCACUUUCUCCUGUAUAGUUUUUGACUCUAAUCUUAAUUGACUAGGAUUGUCAGUUUUCCUGCCAGAGGUAGGUGAUUCUUUCCGUACCCUCUGACGUCCUCCACCAAAAAAACAACAGAUCGCCACUAUAGCCAAUAGUGUUGAAAGUGAGGUUGACACAAACAAUUUAUCAAUCAAUCAAUAGAAAAAAUCCAUAUUGGUUUAAGAUUCUCAAAGUACAUACCUACAAAAUGCAAAGGAAAAGGUCAUAUAGAGUCACUUUUUUUUUGGCCCCUGAAAAUAAAAAUAAAAAAAAAGUAUUAUAAAUCUACCAAAUGAUAUCAUUCAAAUGUUCAUAAGAUUGGCGUAUGUCAGAUAUCAGUACUUUUACUUUCAAUAUGUACAUUAAGGCUUCAAACUCGAAUUUUAUUGAACAACUGCGUAACCUGUCGAAAUAGCCUCAUUUUGAGAUCUUGUCAUAGAUAUUUAGAUAUGCUCAACAGCUUUACCCAAAAAGAUAAUUUGCUUCAGGAUGUACUUUACGAAGAUAUUAAUGUGCGUAAAAUGUAUUAUUUGGUUAGGGCUGUUGCUGAUGUCUAUUUUGCCCAAAAUUAUGUGUUUAAUGACCAUUAGGUCAAAUAUGUCAAUUUCAAUAUGUGUAUGACGUCACAGUGACAUCACACGUAACCUUUCAUGCACUAAAAUUUGUUCAUUUAUCAAUAUAAUAAAUACAAUUUUUAAAGGUUUUA